This is a messenger RNA of Entamoeba invadens IP1, 945 nucleotides long. RefSeq lists its product as hypothetical. Bases 1 to 945 code for a protein of 314 amino acids. The record is from RefSeq and is a predicted model, not a curated record. The transcript has a single exon. NCBI's taxonomy places the organism in Eukaryota, Evosea, Mastigamoebida, Endamoebidae.
AUGCCUCUGUUCAACAAAACACUUGUGGGCAAGUUUGUUAGGGCGUCAAAGUCCGAGACGCUCUCGUCUCGAUCUAUAGACAAGCUUCUCAAUAAAAGUGAUUCAUUUUCCAAAUACGUUGUAAAGCACGAAAAACGUUCAAAAGAGUUAAAUAAGAAAGUUAAAAUACUUGAGAUAAUGUUUUGGGUAUUGCAAAGCGAAAAAGGUGAAGAGUUUGCAGAGGCGUUACAAAAACGGGAAUUUACCAUUGGCACGUUCAAGGCCCAUUUCAAUUCAGCAGACGUUUCAUUUCUCUAUUGUGAAUUCUUUGAUGUGUAUUUUCAAAUUCGAUACAACCACUUUUUACUCGACUCUCAUAUCGAAAACGUUCAAGCAAAUCACCCAAAAUUGUUGAAUUACUUUGGCCUUCUAUUUAAGUGUUGGGAACUCAUUUACUUAAUAGACUUCUCUCAGGACGUCUCAAAAGAGAGUCGCCAGAGUGAGAACCUUAUGCGGAUUAUGUUUUUCGAGCAAAUGAAUUUGAUUAUAAAAACCAAUGAAUGUAUCAUCAAAUUGGCUGCAAGUGUUCACACACUCAACGCACAAGAAACGCAAAAAUUGUGGCAUUUAGUCAAUGCAGUUGACGAGUGUCGAAACAUUUUUUUCGACAGUUUGAAAACUAAAAUUUUGAUUCAAAAAUUUGGACAUUUUGAAAUUCAAAGUUCUGUGUAUUUGGGUCGACUAAAGUCUUUAAUUAGGCAGAGAGCUUAUAAAAUGACUCGUUCAGCAAUUUGUCCUCUCGAACUUGACAACACAAUUAUCGACGUGAAAAAUGGAAUAACUGAAGAUUUACGAAAAGAGAGUAAAAUACUGCAAAAUAUCGUUCGUGACACUUUUUAUAAAGAAAGGAAGUGUUCAAACGACGAGUGUCAAUUAGAGAACGCCACAAUUAUCAUUGUUGAUUAG